Emys orbicularis (European pond turtle) is the source of this 1566-nucleotide messenger RNA. It is a transcript of the gene FAM20A, whose product is annotated as FAM20A golgi associated secretory pathway pseudokinase. The record is from RefSeq and is a predicted model, not a curated record. Gene Ontology annotation, biological process: enamel mineralization. NCBI's taxonomy places the organism in Eukaryota, Metazoa, Chordata, Testudines, Emydidae. The coding region runs from base 1 to 1566 and encodes 521 amino acids. Gene Ontology annotation, molecular function: protein serine/threonine kinase activator activity. Gene Ontology annotation, cellular component: Golgi apparatus. The transcript has 11 exons.
AUGCCCUGGAUCCGGCGGGACCGGCUGCUCAUCCUGCUGCUGCUCGGGGCGCUGCUCAGCGCCGAUCUCUACUUCCACCUCUGGCCCGAAGUGCGGCGGCAGCUGGCGGGGGCCGAGCCGGGCUGCCCCUGCCGCUGGGCGCCGCGCCCCGCGCUGCCCCCUUCGUCGGCGGCCGCCUCCCCGAGCGCCCGGGCGCGCAGCGCUGGGGGCUCCAAGCUGCGGCGGCUCUUCGCCCAUCCGCUCUACCGCGCCCCGGAGCAGCCGCCGCGGGGGCCGGAGGAGUCGCUGCUCAGCCGGCAGGAGGCGGUGCGCUACUACCGCCGGAAGAUGGUUCGCUGGAACAGGAGACAUAAGCUUUACAGAGAGGAGCUCAACCUAACUUCUCCUGACUCACUGCUGCAGCUUGGGCGGGAAGCAAGCUGGCUCCAAUUCCACCUGGGCAUCAGUCGCUAUGGGCUGUACCCCCGAUCCAGCCCUGCCAUUAACAAACUCCUCCAUGACAUGCAAGAUUUUAACACAGUCAGUGCCGAUUACAGUCAGGAUGAGAAAGCUUUAUUAGGAGCCUGUGACUGCACCCAGAUUGUGAAGCCCAGCGGUGUACAUCUGAAACUGGUCCUGAGGUUCCAGGACUUUGGGAAAGCCAUGUUCAAACCCAUGAGACAGGAACGAGAAGAAGAGACUCCAGAAGAUUGUUUCUACUUCGUUGACUUUCAGAGGCACAAUGCGGAAAUAGCUGCCUUUCACCUCGACAGGAUCCUGGAUUUCCGACGGGUCCCGCCCACAAUCGGAAGGUUGAUCAACGUCACCAAGGACAUCCUGGAGGUCACCAAGAAUGAAAUCCUACAGAGCGUCUUCUUCGUUUCACCCGCCAGCAACGUGUGUUUCUUUGCGAAGUGCCCGUACAUGUGCAAGACGGAGUACGCCGUGUGUGGGAACCCUCACCUGCUGGAGGGAUCCCUCUCCGCUUUCCUGCCGUCCCUCAAUCUGGCCCCGAGACUCUCCAUCCCAAACCCCUGGAUCCGGUCCUACUCGUUUGCUGGAAAAGAGGAGUGGGAAGUGAAUCCACUUUACUGCAACACGGUGAGGGAGAUUUACCCCUACAACAGUGGCAACCGGCUGCUCAAUAUCAUCGACAUGGCCAUAUUUGACUUCCUGAUAGGGAACAUGGACCGUCAUCACUAUGAAAUGUUCACUAAGUUCGGGGAUGAAGGCUUCCUCAUUCAUCUGGACAAUGCCAGAGGCUUUGGAAGACAUUCCCAUGAUGAAACCUCCAUCCUGGCGCCGCUCUCCCAGUGCUGCAUAAUAAAGAGGACAACGUUAUUACACCUGCAGCUCCUGGCCCUGCCUGAGUACCGGCUCAGUGAUGUCAUGAGGGAAUCCCUCCUGCUGGAUCACCUUGCACCUGUCCUCACUGAACCUCACCUCUUGGCUUUGGACAGACGGUUGUGGCUCAUCCUGAAGACCGUGGGGAAAUGCAUAGAUGCACAUGGAGAAGACAAGGUUGUGGCCAAUGACACCAAGCAGGUGGAAGUGCCCUUUUUUGACAGAGUGACACCAACCAGCUAG